Molecule: messenger RNA, 270 nt
Organism: Penicillium brevicompactum
Lineage: Eukaryota; Fungi; Ascomycota; Eurotiomycetes; Eurotiales; Aspergillaceae
Exons: 1
Coding region: 1-270 (89 amino acids)
Source: RefSeq, a predicted model, not a curated record
AUGCAAGCCAUCAAUUUCAUGGAUGUUUGCGAUGUCUCAGCUCAGCGCCAGAGCUCGUUGAGGCAUUUUUGCGGUUGGAUAGAGAGCGGAAGCGGAUCCAGCGAGCGACUCACCGGCUAUUCAAUCAGUGGUCGGCUGAAAGAGCGAGAUGGCCGUUCUGCGGCAUUCGCGAACCGAAGCCUGGGACAAAGAGCGGCCCGUAGUCCUCCUACAUUGCUCUUCAAAUGUCCAGUUAUCAAGCAGUCCGAGGGUGAUGUCUACAACGGUUGA